Messenger RNA from Daldinia childiae, 306 nucleotides. RefSeq lists its product as uncharacterized. The transcript is spliced from 3 exons. Lineage: Eukaryota; Fungi; Ascomycota; Sordariomycetes; Xylariales; Hypoxylaceae. The coding region runs from base 1 to 306 and encodes 101 amino acids. The record is from RefSeq and is a predicted model, not a curated record.
AUGGCCAUCGCACACCCGCAAGGUCUCCGCCCGCAUAUGCACGCAGCCGCCAGAGCUGCUCCAGUCGCAGCACCCAAGCUCGGCCCUGUAUCAUCAAGAAUACUACCAAGCCUCGUAGUACUCGGAGUUGCUUACACAGUGGGUUCCUACGUCCGCUCGCAGCUCCACCGCGAAGCCGGCACCAUGGACCGCAUCUUCUCCCAGCAGAACACGCCCGAAGUCGAGAAAGCGCGAAAGGCCGCUCUACAGGUCGAGGUCAACGGGGACCCGCGAGACAAUCUUCUCAACCUCCUAGGCCGGUCGUGA